Molecule: messenger RNA, 5962 nt
Organism: Hemiscyllium ocellatum (epaulette shark)
Lineage: Eukaryota; Metazoa; Chordata; Chondrichthyes; Orectolobiformes; Hemiscylliidae
Product: protein ZGRF1-like
Exons: 28
Coding region: 1-5532 (1843 amino acids)
Biological process (GO): double-strand break repair
Cellular component (GO): site of double-strand break; nucleus
Molecular function (GO): helicase activity; zinc ion binding
Source: RefSeq, a predicted model, not a curated record
AUGGAUGGCAGGGCCAACAUUUGUUACUCAUCCUUAAUUAGCUUUGAGAAGCUGGUGAUAAAAUUAAACCGCGCUGCAAGUGACCUGGUAACUAGAAAAUAUGAAGUAAAAUGUCUUGCCGUGCUCUAUACAAAUCAAAAAACAAAAAAAGCAAAGAAAUGGCAUGAUGGCAUUUUAAGGACCAGUUCUUUUGGAAAUAAGGCCACUUUGUAUGAUGAUAAAGGGCUCUGUCUGGAUCACCUAUUUGUUAAAUUUGAAGAGAUACGAUCAGGCAAUGACUUUGAAAGUGAUCGAUAUUUGAUUACUGUGGAAGAAGAAAAAAUAUCUAAGAAUGAGGGUGGCAAUUGCUCUGGUGAGAAGGAAGUUGCAAAGCUUGUGACAGCUAAUAUAAUGCCUGCAAACCUGCCUCGAUGCCACUUGCCUGUCGGUCUGAAAAGGAAACACACUGGCUUUCAAGGACCACGGGAAAUAUCAAAGAAACCAACCAUUGAGGAGAAUGACACAACAAAUGCAGCAACUAAAUCCCAGGCACCAAAUUUUUCACUCCCUCAGAUUUAUGCGACAUCACCCCUUUUUUCUACUUUAUACACAAGGGAAACUUCAACUUGCUCUGAUUUAACUUCCGAAGCUUCCUCUUGUAUGUCCAGGAAUCAGCCCUCAACAGAAAUGAUCCCUGGCUUUUCAUUAUUGCCUCCAGCAACACUGAAUUAUAAUGAGAAACUGAGGCACCGUGAAGAAAUUAGAUCUUUUCAUUCUACAGAUACCGGAUUUACUUAUGGAGAUUGCAAUGAAAGAAUAUCUGAAACACUCCAGUCUACUACACCAACUUUCACUCCAGGAUUGUUUUCCCAUUCUGACUUAGUAUGUGAGAAUAAAAGGAGCAAAGCUCAGAUCUUAGCAUUACUUGGAACAAAAACAGUGUCCAGCAGUCAUGACUUAGAACCCUUUGAAAUUAAGCCACGGUCGCUGUUGGUUGAUAAUGGCAGUACUUUUGCUGCAGAUAAUACCAUUGGCCAUCAACAGGAAAACUGCUUUGAUCAGAGUUAUGGAGAUCUUGACGACAAAGCAGAUCCUAGAUUGAUACAGCAUUGUAGCAUAGAAUCACCUUACCAGACAGAUCAUAGUAUUAAGGUGAAUUUAUCCAAAAGUUUAGGUGGAGAAAAUUCUUCCCACAAUACUGAAGAAAUGCAUCUAAAAUGUGAGGAAAAGGAAGAUUCCAUUAUUCAAGCAACAGAUGCACAAAUUGUACCUCCGGAGAUCUGGACAAUUGCUCUUGUUGAUGAAACACUGGACAAAAACAUUGAUAAACCUGAAGAAUGUUCUGUCAAAAUGAAUAGUCCACCCAGAGAGUUGUUUUCUCUUGCUGAUGAUGAACACUGUAUAAAGCCUGUUAGGUCUGUUGAAUCAGAUAUGGUGGAUACGAACAGUUUUGCUGAUAUAAAUUUCAAUAUACUUGGUGAAUUUAAUGUGGAUGAAAUUGGCCCAGAUGAUUUGAAUGGAAGUGAAAUUGAAAUGUUAUCACAAACAUCAUUGAGCAUUAGCAAUUCCUCUUUAAAACCCAUAGAAGUACCUUCAUUCCUCAAAGAUGUGGAAAUCCCUGAACCCAAGCACUUAGAAUUGGAAGCUCAAUUACCAGUUCCUCAAGAAAAGGAUUCAGAUCAAAUUUUGCAUGAAAAAAGUCAAACUGAAAUCAAACCCAGAAGUGUUACAAAUGCUGAAGCUUUCUCUCAAAAACAUACAUUAGUUGCGUGUGAGAUACCUGCAGUGGAAAUACAAGAAAACAGGAUAAAUGCUGAUGAGUAUUCUUGUCUUACGGCUCAAGGACAUACAAUCACGUUGCUGAAAUCUUUAUCUGAACACAGCACUGCAAUUGAAAGCUUAGAGAAGCUAAAUGUACAAAACUGUUUCAAAGAUCAUGCAUUCAAUAAGGAUAAAGAACAAACAUUUAUUAGUUCAGAAGGAGCCUCUGGAGGGAGGAUUUUCAAGAAUGUGGAUUUAAAACACCAUUACAAUAUGGACCUCAACCGCAACUAUAGUUUGUCAGAUUGUAAUAUGAACAGAGAGUUUGAUGCAUUUCUGCAGGCAGCUGAGUUUAGAGGGUACCAGGUGAAGGGCUCUGCAUCAAGUGACACAGUAGUCAGGGUCUGUCAGGAAGAGUUAGAAUUUGAAGAGCACUUUGAUCCUUUUCAUCAAGUUCCAGGGAGCCUCACUGCAGAUACCAGUUUUGUAUCACCACCUUUAACAAGGAAUUCGGUGCUGGCUAGCUGGUUCCAGGUAAACUCUCCAAUGCAACAGGUGCCUUCGGAUGUUACAGCUAUGCACGAUGCCCUGAGUUGUUCCAGAGAUAACCUGCAUAGUAACCUGAGUGAACCUAAGUUUUCAAUGCCAACCCACCAACCAAGUACAAGUGGAAGUGAAAGGCCAGAUAUUUUCGUGAAUGACGGAGUAUCAAGAAUCCAAUCAGCUUUCAGACUAAGAACUCCACUUGUUACCAUUCCAACAACAGAGAAUGACCAAUCUCUUGCUUCAGGUUCUUUUGAAAGUCUUUCAGGUAUAUUUGAACCAGAUCAGCAUAACCAAUGCUCAACUAUUUACUCGAAGAACAGUGGACAAGGUGAUUUACAGAACUACUCAGAAAAUACAGUCAGCUCUGAGUCCAUGAGUUGGAACUGUGAAACUUGUGUUGAUAAUGUUGUUGCAAACCCAAUCAAUAUUCAAGGACCUUUACAGACUAAGACUAGCAAAUGGCAAAAGUAUCAAAUCACAGUAUCUCCAAACAGUAGCAGUUGUGGUACACAAGAUUUUACCUCGGAAGCAGAAGGAAUGUUUGGCACGGCAGCAUUUGAUGAAGAGGAUGGAAGAAUUGUUGGAAUUCAGGACAAUGUAAAUGAUUCCUUUUCUGUAGAGUUGAUCAAAGACAAAUUGAUCCAACAGCAUGAAAAUACCUUACGAGUUAUCUCACUUUCAGAGUUGAGCUUUCCCAGAGCAGAUGUUUCACAAGGAACAAAGAUUCUUAAGAGACAAAUAACAAUUCCAGCUACCUUCCUCAAUCCUACCCAUUACCGACAGGUCUUUACAGCAGCUAUAACAGAGCACCUCAACAUUUGGCUCUUUGAACUAUCUCAGAAACUUCACAAAGCAUUGUCAAAAGUUGACAUAUCCAACUAUUCUUCAGAAAAAGCAGGAACUGCUGGAAACGAGCAACAUUUUGUCCCACUUUGCCAACAUCAGCAGCCUGCAAAGCUGGUCAUGGUUAAAAAGGAAGGUCCAAAUAAGGGGCGUUUAUUCUAUACUUGUGAUGCCUCAAAAAGGAACCAGUGUAAGUUUUUCAAGUGGUUAGAUGACAUACGACUCAUUAAUUUGGAGCAAAACGUGGACCCCCCGUCUAAAUUAAAACUGUCUGAUGCUAAGAGUUUAGGUGCCUUCAUCAGAAGUCAGCAUAUAUCUCUGUACAGUGAAUGUGUGCUUCAUAUAAGAAAAACAUCUGCUUUUCAAAGGAAGAGGUUCUAUCAUGGCAAAGUGAAAGAAAUGACACAUAUGGAAGGGGAUUUGGAAAGCUGCUAUAAGACCAAAUUGUACCUUGGCUUAAGCAGGAAAGAGGGCUCAUCAGUUUACAAUAAAGAUGACCUCUGGGUUGUAUCAAAAACGUUGAUGUUUGAUCCAUUGGACACUUUCAUCGCAUGUAGUGUUUUCUACGGACCAUCCUCAACAAGUGAAGUCGAGCUUUUGCCUCUGAAAGGUUAUUCUCCUUCCAAAUGGCCUUCAGACAUGAUUGUUCAUGCUUUGUUUGUUGGUAAUGCCAGCACUGAACUUAGCUGUCUACGAAAUCUGCAGGAACAUGUCAACCCAACCUCUCUUCCUCUACUGCCACACUUACUCACAAUGCCCUGUUAUGAUGAAGCAAUAGUCAAGUCUGGAAAAGGAAGAUUUAUUUCACCUGCAUUAAAAAUGCCCAUGGUAAUGACUGCAUUGUUGUGCAAAGAACGGACAGUUGCAUUGGCAACAGAAAUGAUGCGGAAGUUUCACCUGAAUACAGAUCAGGCAGCUGCAUUCAGACAAGUAGCUAUAAUGAUGGCCAAGGGCGAGAGCCCCCAAGAUCUCAUUCUGCCAGUCACAGUUAUCCAUGGUGUCUAUGGAGCUGGGAAGAGCUAUCUGUUGGCUGUCUUGAUUCUAUUUCUUGUUCAACUUUUUGAAGAAAAUGAUGCAGUUGAGGGUCCGAGGCAAGUCCCGUGGAAACUUCUUAUCUCUGCCUCUACUAAUGUUGCCGUCGACAGAGUACUGCUUGGGCUUCUCGAGCUUGGAUUUGAUAGAUUUAUCAGAGUUGGAAGCAUUCGGAAGAUUGCCAAACCGAUUUUACCAUAUAGUUUACAUGCAGGUAGUGACAAUGAAGAGCUACGAGAGCUGCAAGCACUCAUGAAAGAAGACCUAACUCCCGUAGAAAAGAUGCAUGUGAGAAAGAGUAUUGAGCAACACAAAUUGGGCAGGAACAGAGCUGUGUUAAAGGAGGUGCGAGUGGUAGGAGCUACUUGUGCUGCAUGUCCUUUCCAGUGUAUGCACAACCUCAGCUUUCCAUUGGUUUUAUUGGAUGAGUGCAGUCAGAUCACAGAACCAGUUUCUCUCCUUCCCAUUGCAAGGUUUGGAUGCGAAAAGUUGAUCCUUGUUGGCGACCCCAAGCAAUUGCCACCUACAAUUCAAGGCUCCGAAAGUGCUCAUGAAGCUGGCCUGGAACAAACUCUCUUUGACAGAAUGUGCCUGAUGGGCUAUAAUCCCAUUAUGCUAAGGACUCAGUACAGAUGCCACCCUGUUAUAAGCACUAUAACAAAUGAACUCUUCUACAAUGGGAAUCUUAAAGAUGGACUUUCUGCUUCAAAUUUAAACCCUCUGUUGGACUGGUUGCCUACUCUUUGUUUUUAUAAUGUUAAAGGACAUGACCAGAUGGACAUGGAUGGUAGCUGCCAUAAUCUGGAAGAAGCGACAUUCACUGUCAAACUUAUCCAGUCUCUGAUAGCCUGUGGAAUUAAAGGAUCUAUGAUUGGAGUGAUAACAUUAUACAAAUCUCAGAUGCACAAGUUAUGUGGAAUGCUUGACUACACUGCAAAAUGUGACCCUGCUGAGAUCAAAGCUGUACACAUUUCAACAGUUGAUGCUUUCCAAGGAGCAGAGAAGGAGAUUAUUAUAUUGUCUUGUGUGAGGUCUCGUCAAGUUGGGUUCAUAGACUCGGAGAAGCGAAUGAAUGUUGCACUUACUAGAGGGAAAAGACACUUGCUGAUUGUAGGCAAUCUGGCCUGUCUUAGAAACAACAGAUUGUGGAAAAGAGUUAUUCAUCACUGUGAAGUGAGAGAAAAUGGCUUGAAACAUGCGUAUCAGUGUGAACCAGAACUGGAACAGAUCAUGAAAUGCUAUAGAGACCAGACGGCAGAGAAGGGACAGAAAAACCUUAAGUCCAAAAGCAAGUCAAUUCUCCCUGAAGAGGGCAACAAAGUUAUUAGUACCACCAAACAGGCUGAAGGAGAUAAGAUGUCAGAGGUGUAAGAUUGCAUAGAUUAUCUAUGCAGAUAAACUAUCUUAAGUGGAAAACAGAGGGCAUUGUCAAGGACAAGAUGUCAGUGUCAAGAACAUAAAGAAGAAUGACUCCAGCAAGACUGCACUAGGAAAUGCAAGUAAAUCCAUUUGAAAAGUAAAUUUUGCUGGAGUUUGAAAAGUCAAAUAAAAAUUAACAUUGAGAAUAUGGAUAACGUUUUGCCUCCUGUCCCAAUAUAAGCAAGCACACAAGAUCCACAUGGAUCAGUCUGAUGAGAAGUGGUUGGAGAUUUCCUGACAAAAGGAAAGAACAAUAUUACAGCUGUAUUUAAUUUUACUUUUGUAAAUGUACUGUAACCUUUUUGUAAUUAUACAGCAUCAGAUAAGAAUUAGAGCAAUAUGUUGUCAUUUGACAUUUAUUUAACAAGAUUUGCAUGUAAAC